Molecule: messenger RNA, 711 nt
Organism: Closterium sp. NIES-67
Lineage: Eukaryota; Viridiplantae; Streptophyta; Zygnematophyceae; Desmidiales; Closteriaceae
Source: the annotation of a GenBank genome assembly
GAGCCGCAGGACGAACACCCUCCUCAACGCCAGCACCCCUAGAGGCCAAGAGCGGCGGCGGCAGCGGCGGCGACGGCGGCGGCUGCAACGGCGGCGGCGGCGGUGGCGGCGGCGGCGGCGGCUGCGGCGGAGUCGGCGAAUGCGACAGGGGAGGCGGAGACACCGGGAAAGGGGGACGCGGCAAGGACGGGCCGGGGGUACCACCAGAGUCAGCAGACUCCUCAACGGGGACAACUGACGGGAGGGAGUGACGUUUUUUGUGAUGAUAGAUCUUGAGAAGAUCUUUCCGACGCAACGAGAAUCCCUUCAAUCGGAGCAAGAACGCGAAAGCUAUGAAGAUUCAAAGUUCAUGAGCUUGCGUUACAAUUGCGGCGGUUACAAAGUGAAGUUGUGGGGUGACUCUAUAUGGAGUUGGGACCUUUGGGGUUGGGGAAACUUGUCACUCUACUGUAACAGCUGCAAAUUGGUUGGGAACAACCAAGCUAGGUUGGCAAGGGUGGCCAACUUGGAUGGAUUGGUUGGGAAGGGACAAAUGUCAAAGUUGGGGUUCCUAUAGGGAGGGAAUCUUUGUGCUUAUGGGGUUUCCUUGGUUGGGGACUCUCUUGGGACCUUCCCUCUCAUCCCUCUCUUCCUAUCCCAACCUUUCUCUUGCUCCUUCUAAUUCCUUGUGAGAUUCUUGAACUUUCAUUGAACUCUUGAGAUUGAGUUAAG